Molecule: messenger RNA, 306 nt
Organism: Cylicostephanus goldi
Lineage: Eukaryota; Metazoa; Nematoda; Chromadorea; Rhabditida; Strongylidae
Source: the annotation of a GenBank genome assembly
AUGGACCAAGACCAAGACGCUCCAGAGAAGGAGUACCUCUGUCAAACAGAGGUCACUUUAAGUUGGCUGGUACAGGCAAUAGGUGACAAAUUUGAAAAAACCUUCGAGGAAGAACCGCGAUGGAUUGUCGAACGAUUAAAUCGACCACAAAUGGAUGAACUUGCAAACACAACAGUAAUGCGGGUCACAUUCGGUUGGGAAGAUCCUGUCCUACCGAAGAACGUCAUUGUCAAGACAAUACCUUCCAAAGAUCUUCGCGAUGACGAGGAUUCAAAGUUCGCUCUAACGAAAUUCAAAAGGUGCUGA